AUGUCCGAGGCCCCCAAUCGAGGUCGACGACCAAUCCCCAAUUCCGCAGCGACCUCAAAUGGCCUGUCUUCGAUACCUCCAGUGCCGACACUGCGCAAGGCUGCUUCGAGCUCCAACCUUGCUGCGGGCGUCAGUACCGCCCAAGCAUCAAAAGUGAUAGCGCUUGCACGAGACGCUAUGCGCAAUGCCUUGGAGAAUGAAAAUCAGGCUGCCGAAGCAGGAACUGUCGACGCGAAUCUCAAGCCCGGAGUUACGGUGGACUUGAGCCGGAGGAGUAUUGACGUUAUACCGGAUGAAGUGGUAGACAUCAUGAAGGAUCAGCUUGAGAGGCUGGCCUUGUCGCACAAUCAACUUACCACUGUUCCGUCACGAUUCUCCGAAUGCACGUCUCUGCGAUAUUUGAACAUCAGGGCAAACAGCAUAUCCGAAUUCCCUAUGUCGCAGAACAACGCUGUCAGGCGUCCCGGGGCAUUGCCUUUGACACUAGGCAACGUCAACGAAAGGGUUCGCAGUAAUUCUGAGACCCAUCUUCGUGAGCGAUCGGAAAGUCGCAACAGGCGGAUGGGGAUCGUGUCAAAGAAACCAGACCUUGGCACACUGGAUGAGACUCAGGCCAACAAUCGUUUCAGCCAUUACCGCGGACUUAGCCACGGCUCGGCAAUGCAAGGUGCGCCUAUCGGCCCCAAAGAGCCACCGACUCCCACGGAAAAUUUCCCCCAAAGACCGUACUACGUUCGACGUCUGUCGAUCUUGCCUGAGAGGCGGCGCGAGUCCAAGGUGUAUGAUCCAGUGAUUGAGGCGGCCAAGGGCAUCCUGUACUCCGUGUUCCAGAUCCAUCCUAUGAUUCAGAUGCUUAUGGGACUGACGAACGAUGGUUCUGCCGAGAAGUCACGUCUAGAAAGGAUAGUCUACAACACGGACUUGCAUGUGCAGGAAGUCGAAGGCGAGAUCCAAAGACACGACCUGGCGCUCGGCGAAGCGGAUGAACAAACGGGGCGAGAGAACGAGAAUGUGCAUCGAGCCUGCCAGACCCUCGUUGGUGCCUACGGCCACGUGUGCACUAUACUAGCGGACAAUAUCGACACUUUUGUCGACAACGGCGAUCCCAGGUAUAUCAGAACCCUGGUGAUGGCCAUCUACAGCUGUAUUAUGGAACUGCGGGCGACCCUGUCCUCGAUGGCUGCUGAGAGUUGUCAAAGCCGCAAGGCCUCGGUUGCGGACACGACGGUUUCUAACUAUACCUUGAAGCCACCUGCGAGAGAGCCAGCGGCUACCCCUACCGUACAUCGACCUGGCAUCACGAGAUCACGAAAUGGCACUUUGGUUCACAAUCCAGCCAACUUACGGGUAGCCACCAACAUGCCUGUGCCGCCACCGAUGCUCAGCUCAGGCUACUCGGAUGCGCUGGCUUCGGCUACUCCCCGGUCCGGUGAGUCGUUCGCUUCUGCCAUUAGUCGUGACGUACGAUCGGACACCUCAGAGGAGGAUGCGCAAUUCGACAAGAUUUUCCUGUCGUUGCAAAAGUCGGCCGACAUCAUGUCGUCGACGCUGCCGAACUUUCACAUUCAGCUCAAUGGCCGCUUGAGGAACGCUAUACAGAGGGGUGUCCACUCGGGAUUGGUUCACGAGUGGAAAACUCUCAUCAGCGUAUGCUACAGCACCAUGCAGCAGACCGAGGUCAUGCGGGGCCGGCUCUCUGCCAUCAAGCUCAAAGAGCCCGGCAUCCGUUCACAGCCGAGCUUCUGGAAUCUGUGCAGCAACUUCUUGCGGUCGUGGAUGCGGCUGGGAGACGAGAUCAAGUCAGCAGCCAACAACAACGUGCCACUGCCAGCUGACAUGCGACGACGGCUGAAGCCUAUCCAGCAGAGCAUCAAGGAGACGACUACAACCAUUGUCAACUCGCCUUGGCAUCAUCUCUUGGGGCCUCUGGAGCCUUCUGCUCCCAACGGACAUUCUUACAACGACUCCGGGCCCCUUUCGCCUACCGGUGUCUCCAUAACACCUCAGAGUGCGGCACUUGGCCCGGCCAUGCAGGCCAUGGUACCCAAGACGCCGUCCUCAUCCAACACCUCAUUCGCCGCCGCCUUUCAAGGCAAUGUCUUCGACCGCGCCGAUGCGCUGAUGGCGAAUCCGGGAAUAUCCAUGACCCGCCCUGGCUUUCCGCGCAAAGGACACUCAAACCUGAGCUCCUUCUCCUCCGUGUCUUCACUCUCGUCCGAGGGUGGCAUGAGCCCUGGACCGGGGCUGGGGCUGAAAUACAAUGCGGGAAGAUCGGCUUUUUAG
Emericellopsis cladophorae is the source of this 2283-nucleotide messenger RNA. Its product is annotated as Leucine-rich repeat-containing protein-like protein. Gene Ontology annotation, molecular function: protein binding. NCBI's taxonomy places the organism in Eukaryota, Fungi, Ascomycota, Sordariomycetes, Hypocreales, Bionectriaceae. The coding region runs from base 1 to 2283 and encodes 760 amino acids. The record is from RefSeq and is a predicted model, not a curated record. The transcript is spliced from 3 exons.